CGCUGGUUCGUUCGCUCCACGCAGAAUCGCACCAUGGCAGUCGUCCCCACAUUGGCCAAUGCCCCGCGCGAUAUCCUCAGAGAGGUCUUCACCCAUGGGGUCAUCUACGGUAUGACCGUGAAUAACAAGGGAGAGCGCGUGGAACUCCGUGCCACCCUCUCAGCGGUGUGUCACCAGUGGAAGACGAUAGUGGACGCUACACCGCUCCUCUGGUCCUUGGUCUACAUCACUCUCGGCAGGCCUCCUUCUCGCGAGUCAUGGGAUUUGGCCAUGGCGCGAUCUGGGACGCAACCCUUGGACAUCACUGUCCGUUCAGGAGGCUGUCCCUUUGAAAAGGAGUUGAGCGCAGUGACCCACGUCAUGCAGCUGCUCACUCCACACAUCCGGAGGUGGAAGUUGAUCCAUCUCAGUCUCGACGACAUGGUAAACGUCAAGGCUGCCGUGUCUCUAUGGAAAGGGACGGCCGAUGCUUUGGAAGAGAUAUUCCUAAGCAGCGAACCAGAAUGCGAUAGCGAUAUCGAAGUUGAGCUGGCUUUGGACCCGACAUUCACCGCGCCGAAACUUCAAGUAUUCGCGCUUUACGACAUUCCCAUCAUGAAAGGCGGCGGGAGGCUGCCAAAGCACUUCCCCGUUCUGGACGAGCUUUCACUCGUGCGCUCCACCUUCACCGAAACCACGGGUAAUAGCUGGCCGAGGUUGGCGCAGGUACUCAAGAACCUGAAACACUUGCGCUCUCUCAAUUUUGUGCCCGAACACGGAGGCGACGAUGAUGACGACGAGGACGAAGACGAAGAAGACGAGGACGAGGACGAUGAAAACGUGCCGGACGUCAGCUCACUCCCUUCUCUGCCCGCCCUUGAAGAACUCAUCGUCAUGGACAUGUCGCUAAGCGCCAUCAACAAACUUCUCGGCACGUUCACUGCUCCCCGGCUAUCGAAGCUGGAGAUCGCAAGCUAUGAGUCCGGAGAUGACGAAGAGGAGCGUCUUCCUAAAACAAAAAAGCUGUUGAAUCGUUUCCCAUCCCUGCGUACCCUCAGACUCUGCGACUCCGUCGACGCCAUGGAGUUAGAAAACGUGAAGUACCUGGCCGAAGACUUCGAGCGCCUCGAAAUCACACACGUCGACCUCGAGCCUCUGUUCCAGAUGUUGACGAAGCGGACUACGCGGUCGAAGUGGCCCAUCCCUAGGUUGCGGUCUAUGGAGAUGCAUUUUGGGGAGAAAGUACCGGUGGCUGCACUACGCGGUCUCGUUGAAGCAUGUGCUACCGCGGGCCAUGCUAUCGAGAGCGUUGCAGUACACACGGCAUCCCAGUGCCCCCAGAAGGACAACAGUUGGUUCGGGCGCAACGUGCAAAAGUUUUCUUGGACAUCGGUGUCCGACAUUCAUGCAGGGGCCUCCUCUGUGACGUUGGUGUACGGGCCGCGAGCUUGAUGACCUCGUCGUCGGAUGAGUCGUUGAUGUAUGCUGGACUGUGCGAUUGAUGAUUGAGUUUGUCAUAACUACUGAUUAGUCUUGCAGUACCUUACACACACUGUCUUGCCACUGGUAGGACAUUUGUUGCGCUGGGUUGUGGACA
Fomitopsis serialis is the source of this 1576-nucleotide messenger RNA. RefSeq lists its product as uncharacterized. NCBI's taxonomy places the organism in Eukaryota, Fungi, Basidiomycota, Agaricomycetes, Polyporales, Fomitopsidaceae. The coding region runs from base 34 to 1431 and encodes 465 amino acids. The record is from RefSeq and is a predicted model, not a curated record. The transcript is spliced from 2 exons.